AAGGAAACACCCAAUCAUCGCGCAACUCUACCAAUAGAAGGAAACACCCAACUUCCACGCAACUCAUUUAAAAGAAAUGCCCAACUCACCAGUAGCACCUACAAAUCACAAUACACAACACCGUCAACUACAAAAGCCAAAACAAUUUUUUCUGCACUCCUUAUAAAUCACAU
This is a messenger RNA of Ambispora gerdemannii, 173 nucleotides long. The record is from the annotation of a GenBank genome assembly. NCBI's taxonomy places the organism in Eukaryota, Fungi, Glomeromycota, Glomeromycetes, Archaeosporales, Ambisporaceae.